This is a messenger RNA of Frieseomelitta varia, 1371 nucleotides long. RefSeq names its product glutaryl-CoA dehydrogenase, mitochondrial. Gene Ontology annotation, cellular component: mitochondrial inner membrane. The record is from RefSeq and is a predicted model, not a curated record. The transcript has 8 exons. Gene Ontology annotation, biological process: fatty acid beta-oxidation using acyl-CoA dehydrogenase; fatty-acyl-CoA biosynthetic process. Lineage: Eukaryota; Metazoa; Arthropoda; Insecta; Hymenoptera; Apidae. Gene Ontology annotation, molecular function: flavin adenine dinucleotide binding; glutaryl-CoA dehydrogenase activity; fatty-acyl-CoA binding. Bases 82 to 1362 code for a protein of 426 amino acids.
AUUUAGUCAAUGAUAAAAUUAUUCUCUCUGUUAGAGAUAACACGCUGAGAUCACCACUUCAGUUCUCUAUCAACUAGGAAAAUGGCAACUUUCACGUGGAGAUUUUUAUUGAAAUGCAGUCGAUUUUCUUGUGAAACUUCAUUGAGACAGGUCUCAAAGACGGCUGGAAUCAGAAGAAAAUCUACGUUCAGUUGGGAAGAUCCAUUCCAUCUUGAGUCUCAGCUCACGCAGGAUGAGAUCCUGGUCAGGGAUCAGUUUCGAUCUUACUGUCGCGAGAAACUCUUGCCUCGUGUACUCGAGGCAAAUCGUAAAGAAAUCUUCCACAAAGAGAUUAUGAGGGAAAUGGGUCAAUUGGGCGUUCUGGGCUGUACUAUGAAGGGUUAUGGCGCAGCUGGUGUUUCCUCUGUAGCCUAUGGACUCUUAGCGAAAGAAAUCGAGGCCGUGGAUAGCGGAUACAGAUCUGCUUUAUCGGUACAAUCUUCUUUGGUUGCUGGCGCCAUUUAUACUCACGGAGAUGAGACACAAAAGCAACGAUUCUUGCCGAAAUUGGUGUCUGGUGAAUUAAUCGGUUGUUUCGGUUUAACUGAGCCUAACUAUGGAAGUGAUCCAGGUUCCAUGGUGACCAAGGCAACUUAUGAUUCUGACAGGAAGGUUUAUAAACUUAACGGAAGUAAAACAUGGAUCACAAAUUCACCGAUCGCCGAUAUACUAAUCAUUUGGGCCAAAUGCGAAGAUGGUGUCAUUCGAGGAUUCAUCGUUGAGAGAAAGGGCAACGAGAAUCGUCUAUCUACUCCAAAAAUCGAAGGUAAAUUUUCAUUAAGAGCCUCUGUCACUGGCAUGAUCCUGAUGGACAACGUGGAGGUACCUUCGGAGAAUCUACUAUUAAACGCUCAAGGUCUCAAAGGACCAUUCACUUGUUUGAAUAAUGCUCGAUAUGGAAUCGCAUGGGGAGCCUUGGGUGCUGCUGAAACUUGUUUAAAUAUCGCCAGAUCGUAUACUCUGGAAAGGAAGCAAUUUAAUAGGCCACUGGCGGCUAAUCAAUUAGUGCAGAAAAAGCUGUCCGACAUGAUGUGCGACAUUGCAUUUGGUCUUCAGGCUUGUCUGAGGGUAGGCAGGUUGAAGGACGAGGGCAAAGCCUCACCUGAAAUGAUUUCCAUGAUAAAGAAGAAUUCAGCUAUGAAGGCUCUGGAAAUCGCGAGACUUGCCAGAGACUUAUUAGGUGGCAAUGGAAUAUCAGAUGAGUAUCAUGUCAUUAGACACGUAAUGAAUCUGGAAAGCGUUGUUACCUAUGAAGGUACGGGCGAUAUCCAUAGUUUGAUACUCGGUAGAGCUAUUACUGGUAUACAAGCAUUUUCUGCGUAAAUCAGAAUA